GUGAACAAAUGGGCUGACCGUCUUUCAGCCGCUCUGUGUUCUCAAGUAUUUAAGGGCCAUUAAAAGCGAUCUCCUGUUUCAUCACAGGACGAUGGCCAUCCUCCUGGAAGGAAGAGUUUCUGCACUUCUUGUUCUCUUUUUCAGCACAGUGAAGACGUGCCAUCCCGGGUGCCGGUGUGAGGAGCAGAGUUUCGGGCUGUUCAACAGCUUCAGCCUGAUGAAAGUGGACUGCAGUGGACUGGGACCGAAUACAAUUCCAGUUUCAAUCCCUUUAGAAACUUCUUCGUUGGAUCUUUCGUCGAAUGGCAUCCGUUCUAUCGAGGGCGCCGUCUUCUCGGGACCGGGAUACACCACCCUGUCCAGUCUCGACUUGAGCAACAACCUUAUCUCUUCCAUAAAUGGAAGCGUUUUCUCCAAACUGCACUAUCUGGAGACGCUAGAUCUGAGCUGGAACUCCAUCCUGAACCUUGUGGAAGGUUUUCCGGGCCUUCCUCUCACCGAGGUAGAUCUGAGCGACAACCGGAUUCAUGAAAUCAACCUGAAUGUGUUUCGAGUUCAGGAUCGUGGAAGGCCUCUCAACGUGGAUCUGUCUUAUAACUUGAUAAUGUCCGUUAUAAGGAAUAAACUUUCACAACCGCUCAACAUACAUAGCCUUAAUUUAGCGGGAAAUGAGCUCAGUUCCGUGCCAAGCUUGCGGGACAUCUCUUUACGCUUCCUCACCCUGGACGAUAACCCCAUAUCGGUCAUUGAUGAACAGAGCUUCGCUGGAUUGAAAUACCUCGUCCACCUUUCUCUAAGCUCGAUGCCUGAGUUACACACCGUCAAACCUCAAAGCUUACACGAUCUCCAAAACCUCCAAGUGCUUGACCUUUCGGAUAACCAUAAACUAAAGACGUUGAGUGCAGAGGUUUUUCGUGGCCUUAAAUCACUGCAGGAGCUCAAUUUGUCGAACUGCUGGCUCACGUCUUUGCCGGCCAACAUCCUCCAGCUCCUCCCGAGUAUUAAGAGCAUUGCUCUGAGGGACGGAGUGAACUGUCGGAGGAUCCAGAGGCAGGAACAAUUUCACAGACACGUCGGACGGAAUAAAGCCGAGGCAGCUCUGACCUGCGAUGUGACUGGUGUCAUUUUGUGAGAUGCAAAGAAAUAGUUUGUACCUUAGCAGUUUUACUUGCUUCGGUGCAUGGAAUUAAGAGAGGCUGACUGUUUACAGCUGCUAUAACGCAAGUGAUAACAUACGAACUUGCUUCACUGACGUUCCAUAACGUUAAAUGUAUCUCUAAUCAAAGUAAAUGAUAUGUUGUGCACGAAUAAAUGACAAAUUCCCAUCCCAAGCUGCUGUAUGUGACAGUAUAGCAAAAUCAUCAACGUUAGGGUGCUAAAAUUAAUUCGGCUUCAUAUCAGGCUGCAUUACAGUGCACCGUCGUUGGUUAUUUUCUUAUAACAGCACGUUGUGAAGUGUUUUAUUCCUUACAUAAGCUAUCGUUGUAUGCUGUUUGAACGUAAAUUAAGUUUAUUAUUAAAGGUAACCACAUUGUGUGUAGUUUCAAGCGAUAGUUCCUUAGAACACUAAGGCAAGGUCAGGUACAUCACACAAGCCUUGUGCAAGCCAUCACGCAUGGUCAGUGCUUUAACCUUUUACAACAACAUGUCAUAUUCAUGAGUAUUGUUGAUGGAUUUAUUGUUUUUACUUUAUACAUAAAAGAUUUGUCUAUUUUAAAGGCUUUUCUGCUGGCAGAAACGAGAUUUUUUUUUUUAUUAUCGGUUGUGUGUGUGUUUUUUUCAUGUAAGGUGUAUUGUUACUGCCUGGGUGGAGGAAUUAUCACAUGAAUCAACCUGCAUAUUUAACCUAAGCCUUUUAGACAUAAGCCAUCCACCCAAUUCGAGAAGAGCUCAUACUGCCAUACUGUAUUUGUCAGUAGCCUACCAAAGAAUGCAUUAUAAUAUCCUUGAAAUAAGGGGCAAUACAAUGAACACAUCCAAAUGCAUGUGUGUGUGUGUGUGUGUGUGUGAGUUUUUUUUUUUUCUCACUAGUGAUCACGUUAUGCAAUUUUGCUUUUGAAGCGUUCACGCAAGGCAUUUCGGUAUGCCUUGACAUGAAAGAUAAGUGCAUAGUCAAAGCAGGUCCUCGCUCCACCGCAACAUGCGGGAUGUUAAAGAUCUCGAAUAGUUUGCCUCGCGACCUGUCUGGCGUCAGAGUGAAUACACGGAAUCCUUCUGACUUACUGAGAUCAUCAAGAUACGCCCCGUUGUUUUGCUUUCUUUCUUUCGGCUUCUUUUUCUUUUCUUUUUUUCCUUUUCAGCAAACUGCAUUUCUCAGUAUGUGUAAAAUGAGGAAAAAUCUGAUUUCUUUUUCAGCUUCAGUAACCGGUUCACCCUGAUCAGGGCGGCGGUGGAUCCGGCUCCUCUUCCGGGAAGGCUGGGUGUGAGGCAGGUAUGGCUGAUAGUCGCCAGUCCAUCACAGAGCACCACACAUGCACACAUUCAAACAUUGGGGCAAUUUAAUCAUCUAUUGGCAUGUUUUUGGUGUUUGGGAGGAAACCAAAGAACCCUGUGGAAACCCAUACGAAUAGUAACCAGAGCUCAGGCUCAGCUGCAGGAUCAGAGCUGUGAGGUAGCAAAGCUCCCUGCUGUAAACUUCUAUUUCAGUCAUUUUAAUCAACUUAAAUAUACAACUACGCUCCUAUCAAUAGUUUUGAUUUAGUUUA
Messenger RNA from Ictalurus punctatus (channel catfish), 2705 nucleotides. RefSeq names its product tsukushi. The transcript has a single exon. The coding region runs from base 92 to 1132 and encodes 346 amino acids. Gene Ontology annotation, molecular function: protein binding. The record is from RefSeq and is a predicted model, not a curated record. NCBI's taxonomy places the organism in Eukaryota, Metazoa, Chordata, Actinopteri, Siluriformes, Ictaluridae.